AUGGAUACUUCAAAAUUGCCGGCGUACCCUUCUCUGGAAACAGUGGAAAGACUCAUUAUCAAGGAGAAGCAGGGGAACUGUGUACCCGUCUACGUCGAACUACCUGCCGACCUUCUGACGCCAUGCAUCGCAUAUCUGCGUAUAGCGAAAGACUCGAAAUACAGUUUUCUGCUAGAGUCCGUGAUCGCAGGCGAGAACAUUGCACGCUAUAGUUUCAUUGGUGCAGACCCACUCAAGGUAAUCAAGACUGGACCCAACGAGGAUAUCAAGGGGGACUCUAUGGUCGCAUUGCAAAAGGAACUCCAGAGCUACAAGUAUGUCAAACUCCCGGAAGUCCCAUCGUUCACUGGGGGAGCAAUCGGCUACAUUGCGUACGACUGCAUACAACACUUUGAACCCAAAACCGCGCGAGUGUUGACCGAUCCAUUGAAUAUCCCCGAGACGGUGUUCAUGCUGGUCGACACCCUACUAAUUUAUGACCAUCUAUUCCAAAACCUCAAAGUAGUCGCCCACGUUUUUAGUCCGGGUGACGCAGGGGCGAUGAACCUGGCCUUUACGUAUCAGACUGCAGUUGCGAAGAUACGGAGGCUGGCCAAAACGGUGCUCACCCAGGGGACACCCGAAGUCCCUCAGGGACCAAUUACCCUCGGUGGAGAAGGUGUCUCGAACGUCGGGAAGGAGGGGUAUGAACGUUUUGUCACCAACUUGAAGAAGCAUAUUGUGGCAGGAGAUAUCAUCCAAGCAGUCCCUUCCCAGCGGCUCGCGCGCCCGACGGCGUUACAUCCCUUCAAUGCGUACCGGAAGCUACGGCAGGUCAAUCCGAGUCCUUAUAUGUUUUACUUGGACUGUGGGGAUCUGCAAAUUGUUGGAGCUAGUCCUGAGACGCUAUGCAAGGUGGAGAAGAACAAGGUAUACAAUCAUGCGAUUGCGGGUACCAGCAAGCGGGGUAAGACUGCUGAAGAGGACGAGAAGUUAGGGGCUGAGCUCCUCGCUUCGGAGAAGGACAGGGCGGAACACAUAAUGCUUGUCGAUUUGGCCCGAAACGAUGUAAAUCGCGUCUGCGAUCCGAAGACGGUGAAGGUCGACCAUUUGAUGCGACUGGAGAAGUUCAGCCAUGUCAUCCACUUGACGUCUCAAGUCUCUGGAAUGCUCCGCGAGGGCUUGACGCGGUUCGACGCUUUCCGGUCAAUAUUUCCCGCAGGGACAGUUUCUGGCGCACCGAAGAUCAAAGCCAUUGAGCUCAUCUAUGCGCAGGAACAAGAACGCCGCGGUGUCUACGCUGGUGCAGUCGGACACUUUGACUUUGCGGAGGACGAAAUGGACACUUGUAUCGCAAUUCGGACCAUGCUCUUCAAGGACGGCGUCGCAUACCUCCAAGCCGGAGGGGGCAUCGUAUUCGAUAGCAUCGAAGAGGAUGAAUACACGGAGACCAUCAAUAAACUGAAGGGUAACGUGAGAGCCUUGGAGGAAGCCGAAAAGUACUGGCAUGAUAUUCAGCUUGCGCAGAGCAGUCAAACGUCAUGA
Gloeophyllum trabeum ATCC 11539 is the source of this 1524-nucleotide messenger RNA. RefSeq lists its product as uncharacterized. Gene Ontology annotation, molecular function: anthranilate synthase activity. The record is from RefSeq and is a predicted model, not a curated record. Gene Ontology annotation, biological process: L-tryptophan biosynthetic process. The transcript is spliced from 6 exons. Bases 1 to 1524 code for a protein of 507 amino acids. Lineage: Eukaryota; Fungi; Basidiomycota; Agaricomycetes; Gloeophyllales; Gloeophyllaceae.